AUGAGUACUGGUUUAAAAUGUUCGUCAUGUGGUGCUUCAAAUAGUAGUACAUCAAAGUUUUGUACAUCGUGUGGCAACAAAAUGGCGGUGACAACAACGGCGGCAUCGUCACCAACAGCACCAUCAAAAUCAUUUUUAGCGCCAACGAUUUCAAAAGUUACAGUUACCACAACUACAACAACUUCAAGUAGACCAGCAUCAACAAUAGUUAAACCAUCACACUCAACUACAACAACAACAACAACAAGUAGACCAGCGUCAACAAUUGUUAAACCAACAACAACCACAACAGCAUCAACAGCAUCAACUACACCAACAAAAUCGAUUUUAAAACCAACCACACAUGUAACAUCACCAUCAACAACAACAACAACAACAACAAAUAAUAAUACAAUCCCAUCAAAAUCAAUUUUAAAACCAGUUUCUACAACUGUGUCUACACCUAAAACAACAGAACCUUUAACAAGACCAAAAUCUCACACAAUUUCAGUUGGUACAGGUAGUAAGCCAACCACCACCACUACCACAUCAUCACCAUCAUCAACAUCAUUUGUAAAAAUGGCAGCAAAGAGUAGAGAAAGUUUAGAUAAUCAAGCACAAAGAGAUACAAUGGUACUUCAAGGUUCUACAUCAACACCUUUACCAUCUUCAAAAAGUACUUUACAAAUUAAGAAACCAACAACAACAACAACAACAACAACACCACCAACAAGUAGACCAGCAUCAAUGUCAGUAUCAGUAUCAACACCAAAACCAAUUCCAUCCACCACCACUACAAUCAAUAAAACGACAGCAACAACAACAACAACACCGAAUAAAACAAGUUCAUCACCAUCAUCACCAUCAUUAAUUGAUAAACAAAAAGAGGCGGAAAGAUUAGAAAAACAAAUUCAAAUUGAAAAAGAGAAAUUCCAUCAAAAAGAGAGAGAAAUUGAACAAAAUCGUCAACAGCAAUAUGAAAAAGAGAAACAAGUUGAACGUGAAAAACUUGAACGUGAAAAAGAGAAACUAAUUCAAAUUGAACGUGAGAAAUUCGAACGUGAAAAACAACAACAACAAGACAAAGAUGAACGUGAAAAACAUAAACAACAUGAAAAAGAAGAGCGUGAAAAACAUAAACAACAUGAAAGAGAAGAACGUGAACAAGAAAAACUACAUCAAAAACAAUUGGAAAAAGAACGUGAACAAGAAAAGCUACAUCAAAAACAAUUGGAAAAGGAAGAGAAAGAGAAACAACAUCAAGAACGUGAAAAAUUAAAACAAUUUGAAAAAGAUGAAAAAGAAAGAAUUAGAAAAUUAGAACGUGAAAAAUAUUUUUCAACACCACAACCACAAACAACCAGUAAUUCAAUAAAUCCAACACCAUCAUCACCAUCAAUUUCUUCACCAUCAUUAAUUGCUAGUGGUGGUAGUAUUAACAACGGCAACAACAACAACAGUCACAAUGAUAGUGGUGACGAAGAUUCAACAACUACAAUCGCAACAACAACAACAACAACAACAACAACAACCAAUAAAAAGAAAAGAGAUAAAGAAAAACAAAAAUCAAGAAUAUUUUCAUUAUUUUCCAGAAUAAAAGAUGAUGAAGAAAAUGAUGAAGAUGAAUUAGUAAUAUCAAGUCCAUCAUCACCACCACCACCAUCAUCACCUACAGUAUCACCAACACCUGAUAAUCCAAACCAAUCAUCAUUUAAUAUUUAUGAAAAGGAUAGUGGUGAUAUUAGGGAUAGUGGUGAUUUUUCAAAUAAUGGUGGUACUAUUGGUGAAGGUCAAUUAAGAAAAUGGGCUAUUAAAAGGAAUGAAUUACAAAAAUCUGAAGGAAAUUUAUUUGCACCAUCAUCACCAUCACAAACCUCACUUUCUGGUGCAGGUUUCCCAAUUGGUUCACAUAGUCCAAAUAGUAGUAGUGGUUCAUUGAAUUUAGCAUUAAAUGGUAAUGGUAAUGGUUGUAGUAAUAAUAAUUUGGGAGCUACUACAUCACCAUUACCAAUAUCAUCAUUUAUACCAUCAUCAUCACCAAUGGUUGGUAAUAAUAAUAAUUCACCAUCAGGAUUUCAAAUGGGAACAUCACGUAUAUCAUCACCAAAUCCACCACCAGAUUUACCAAAUAAUUUACCACAAGCCAUUGAACAACGUGAUCGUGUAAUUGAAGAGAUUAUAGUGACAGAAGCCGAUUAUAUUAGAGAUUUAGAGAUUAUGGUUUGGUUAAAGAAAGAGAUGACAAUUCAUGACAAUGAUACAACCAAAGGUAGUACAUUGGAAGAAAUUAAUUCAUUAUUUAGUAAUGUUGAACAGUUAUUAUUGGUAAAUAAAGAAUUGUAUAAAAAGUUUUGUAAUUUUGAUAAUUCAUUCAAUACAAAGGUUGAAGAUGGUGGUGAUGGUAGUGAAAAACCAUUGUCAUUUAUAGACCAUAUUGCAAGUGGAUUCGUUAGUAUGGCAGAUUUCUUAAAGUCUUAUUUCGUUUAUUGUAGUAAUCAACAAAAGGCGUUAUCAACAUUCUCUGCAUUAAAGGGUAAAAAUUGUACAUAUUUAGCAUACCUAUUGACAAGAAGAGAAUGUAGGUCAUUACCAUUCGAUAGUUUCUUAAUUAAACCAGUUCAAAGAGUUUGUAAAUACCCAUUAUUAAUUAGAGAGCUAAUUAAAACCACACCACAAGAUUCCAAAUCCUAUGAGAAUUUAAUUAAUGCUCAAAGUAAAAUUGAGAGUAUUGUAUUCGCUGUCAAUGAAAAGAAGAGAGAAUUUGACUCACAAAUGAAAAUGCUUGACAUUCAAAAUGGAAUCAUUGAGUCUGGUGACACCACCACAAAGAUUCUAUCACCAAGUAGAAAGUUAAUAAAAGAGGGUUCCAUACAAAGUUGGGGUUCAACCAUACCAACUGGUACACGUGAUUUCAUUUUCAAAAAGAAGAAUAAAGAAGGUUACUAUUACCUCUUUAAUGAUCUUUUUUUAUAUGCUGAAAUUAAAAAUGAUAAUUCAAUUAAAGUCAAAUCUGAAAUACCUUUUGAACAUUCUGUAAUUUGUGAUACAUUACUCGAUAAUUGUGCAUUUGAUAUUAAAAACAAAAAUCUAUGGUGUAUGUUCUCUUUAGAAACCCUUGAAGAAAAACAAUUAAUUUUUAAAGAAAUUGAAUCUCAAAUGUUAUCUUAUCAAGGUCUAUUACAAGAAUAUCAAAAAUAUGUUGAUGAUAGAAAUUGUACUUCUGGUAGUAGUAGUAGUAGUAGUAAUAAUAGAAAUUCAACCAUUUCAAAUAAUGGCUCCACUGCUUUAACCAAUGGUACUAGUAGUAGUAAUUUAUCAUUAUCUUCAAAUUCUAUAACUUUAAAUGGAGCUUCAUCUUCAUCAUCUUCCUCUGAAUUAUUAUCAAUUGAAGAAUGGAAAUUAUUAGUUAAAAAUAAACCGUUACCUGCAUUACCCACAACUUCAAAUAAUAAUAAUAGUAAUAAUAACUCGCCAUCAAUAUCCAGAAUUAAUAAAGCAUUACCAACUCCUCCUCCACCACCAUCAAAAAAUUAA
Molecule: messenger RNA, 3513 nt
Organism: Dictyostelium discoideum AX4
Lineage: Eukaryota; Evosea; Eumycetozoa; Dictyosteliales; Dictyosteliaceae
Gene: gxcQ
Exons: 1
Coding region: 1-3513 (1170 amino acids)
Molecular function (GO): guanyl-nucleotide exchange factor activity
Source: RefSeq, a predicted model, not a curated record